This is a messenger RNA of Trypanosoma conorhini, 1086 nucleotides long. RefSeq names its product DNA repair and transcription factor protein, TFIIH complex, SSL1 subunit. Gene Ontology annotation, cellular component: transcription factor TFIIH holo complex. Gene Ontology annotation, biological process: nucleotide-excision repair; regulation of transcription by RNA polymerase II. Bases 1 to 1086 code for a protein of 361 amino acids. The record is from RefSeq and is a predicted model, not a curated record. NCBI's taxonomy places the organism in Eukaryota, Euglenozoa, Kinetoplastea, Trypanosomatida, Trypanosomatidae. The transcript has a single exon.
AUGCUGAAGACAGUCCUACUUCUGGACGGCAGUGAGGCGAUGGACAGCUCCGCCGAUUACCUGCCCACGCGGCUGCUGGCGCUGCGUCCUCAGCUGGGCAGGUUUGUCCACACUUACCUCGACGCCAACCCGCUGGCCUCGUUGGGGGUCGUCGUGAUGCGGGACGGGGUGGCGCACCGCCUUAACCCCUGCACCACCAACGCCUCGGACAUCCUCCAGGCGUUGGAGGUAAAGUACUUCCUCUUUGGCGGGUCUGGGGCGAUGUCGCUGGAGAACGGGCUUCGCCUGGCCCUCUCGGAGCUCGUGGACCUCAAGCGCAUUGCCAGGCGUGUGCGACAGACCGACCCCGACAGCGGCGGCAAAGAGGCGCGAGAGGAGCCCGCGGCGCGGCUGCGAAUCCUUCUCGUCUCCUCCUCCGUCACCAUCAUCGACCCCCAUGACGUGUUUGGGGUGAUUAAAAUGUUGGCAAAACUUCGCGUGCGUGUAGACGUGAUUUCGUUUUGUGGCGCCGUGCACGUGUUUGAGGCGGCGGCGACGGCCACCGGUGGGUCGCUCUACACCCCCAUGAAUUACGACCAUCUCACCGAGGUGCUGGGGCGGCUUGCGGCCCCAGACAAAUCGCACGUUUGCCAAGAAGAGAAGCCGACGCUGAUUCCGGUUGGAUUCCCGUGCUACGUUGAGCGCAAGGAACCGCAGGAGGGCGGCGGCGGCGGCGACUACGGCGGAGUCACAAAGUACCUUGCAUGCCCGCAGUGUGGGCUGAUGCAGACGUCCAUUCCGUCCACCUGCCCGCUCUGCAAGUUGCUGCUCUGCAGUGCCCCACUGCUGCACACCACCUUCCUUGCACACAAUGAACUUUGUGCGGCUUCCAGCAACGCGGGCGAUGCAAUGGAGGAGGCACGCAAAUUCAACGGCGAUGCUUCUGCCUGGCGAUGCUCGCUGUGUCAACGUGGAAUGCUGGACAACGACGGAAAGACACUUGCUUUGCAAUGCAACUCCUGCCGUUGCAUGCGUUGUGCUCGGUGUGAAGCAUUUGUUCGGGAGAGCAUCGGUCUUUGCCCAACCUGCAUUGCCGCUCCACUAUAA